Messenger RNA from Rotaria sp. Silwood2, 4875 nucleotides. Lineage: Eukaryota; Metazoa; Rotifera; Eurotatoria; Philodinida; Philodinidae. The record is from the annotation of a GenBank genome assembly.
AUGAAUUUUAAUCAACAUGUGUAUGAUGAACAAGAACAGACAUUACAACGACAGAAUAUUGAAUUAGAUGAUCGUGUAAAACGAUUUGAACGACAAUUAGAAGUACUAAAACUAGAUCAACCAAAAGAUCAUGAUAAAGAAUUAAUUAAACGAGCUUUAGCUAAACAAGCAAGUAAAGAUGCUGUUGAAUAUCAAAAAUUAUUAAAACAAAAAAAUCAAGAAAUUGAACAAUUAAAUAUUCAACUUGAACAAUUGUCAAAAUUCAAUCUUUUUGAACCAGCUCUACGUCAAGCAAAUAUAGAAAAAUUAUAUCUUGAACGACGUCUUUUAGUUUCAACAACAUCAUCAUCAUCAUCAUUAUCGUCAUCAUUAUCGUUGAACUCGAGAACAAAUGCGCCCCCUUCGACUACUCAUAAUGUUCCAAAUAUUAAUGAACAACAAUCUUAUACAACACCAACGAAUAGUCGUUCAAGAGCUGAUUCUUCAACAACACAAUCUAUUGAUCCUUUUCUUUAUCAAGCAUUACAAGAUACGAAUGAAGCAUUAAAAAGUGAAGUACAACGUCUGACACGGUCUGAUGAAGAUAACGUCGGAAAACUCAAAUUACAGCUUCAAAAAUAUACUGAACUUGAUGAAGCACAUAAACAACUUCAAGAUAAAUAUACAAAUCUAUUUGAUGUUGAAGAACAUUUUAAUGAAUUACAAACAAUAUAUAAAAAUGAAAAAUCAUCAAAUGAAUAUUAUUUACGUGAAAAUGAACAAUUAAAAAAUCAAAAUGAACAUUUACUAAAUGAAUUAGCACGUCUAACACAAGUUGAAACACGUGAUCGUACACGUUCAAUUGAACAAGCUGAUUUACGUCAUCAAUAUGAUCAAUCAAUAGUACAAUAUAAUGAACUAAAAUUAAAUUAUAAUGAAUUAAAAGAAAAAUAUCAAGAAAAUCAAAUUAGUUAUGAAAAUGAUAUAAAAUAUCUUAAUGAUGAUAUAUUAAAAUUUCGUUUAGAAAAUGAACAAUUACAUACUGCUAAUGAUUUAUUACAUGAUGAAAGAAAUCAAAUGAAAGAAUCACAUGAAAUAAUAUUAAAAAAACGUUUAGAUGAAAUAAAAUAUCUUCAAAUUGAAAAUCGUGAUUUACAAACAAUAAGACAAAAAUAUAAUGAAGAACGAGAAACAUUUCAAGCAAUUGAUUUAAGAAAAACACAAUUAGAAAAUGAUCUUUUAACAAUGCAUGCUGUUGAAGAUCGUUGUCAAGACUUACAAACAACUGUUGAACGAUUGGAAUCGGAAGUUCAACUUAGUAUCAAAGAGCUCGAGAGUGCCUCAAUGCUAAACACGCAAAUGCGCGCUGAAAUUAGCAAUGCAACAAAUACUAAUGAACGGUUAACACAAGACUGUGAUCGAUAUCGAACAAGUUUACUAACAAAAUGUGAAGAAUAUGAAAUAAAACGACGUGAAAAUGAACAAUUAGUAAAUAAAAUUCAUGAAUUAGAAUCAACAAUUAAAUCUCUUCAUGAUACAAAUGAUUUACAUAAACAAUUAAAUGUUGAAAAUGAAGUUAAUAAAUUAGAAUUAAAAAGAAAACAAGAUGAUUUUGAACAAUUUCAACAAAUGCAUGAUGUAACAAAACAAGAAAAUCAAGAAACAAUUCAUUUACUUGAAGAAAAAAUUCAUGAUCUUGAACGUAAAACUGAAUUACAAUCAUUAAAGCAUGAAGAAAUUCUUCUAGAAUUUGAAUCAUUAAAAGCACGACGUGAUCGAAUAUUACCAUCAUCAACAGGCAUAAUACAUUCAAAUAAUCAUACAAAUAUAUUUCCAUUAACACAUCAUUGGCCAAUGCCAACAAUGGUUGAUUCUCAAACAUCACCAACUGAUGAUAAUAUACCUCCUAUACCGUCACCAUUAGUUCCACAACGACCAUUAUUAAAAUCAACUGGUAGUCAAUCUAUAUCAAUCAGUGAAAAUCAAGAAAUAAAACCAAAAUCUUGUACAAAUAAUCAAACAGCUCAAAUAGUUAUAGCAAAAUAUUCUUAUGAACCAUUACAAUGUUCUCCAAAUGAUCAUCCAGAAGUUGAAUUACCAUUAAAUGUUGGAGAAUAUUAUCUUAUUUAUGGUGAUGUUGAUGAAGAUGGAUUUUAUGAUGGAAGAAAUUUAGAAGGUCGUUAUGGUUUAAUACCAUCAAAUUUUAUUGAAAAAGUAACAAAUUCAAAUGAUUUACCUGAAACAGUUCGACAUAUAAUUCAACGAUUAACUGGAAAAAUAUUUUCUGAGGAAACACUAGUACCUCGUCGUGAACCAACUAUAAGUGGUGAGUCUGAUGUAUUUACUUCAAACAUAUUGACUAAUACUCCAACAACAUAUCGAAAACAAACAUCAACACUGAAUGGAAAUCCAUCAGAUAUGUCGACAAUCAAUGGUCUUACAUUUGGUAAACAUGUUCCUUGUCCUACAAAUCUUCGUGUAGAAAAAUAUCUAACAAAUAGUAUAUUAAUUGCAUGGAAUCCUCCAUCAUCAACAACAAUACAAAUUUUUGGUUAUCAAAUAUUACUUGAUCAUUCAUUAUAUAUAACAAUACGUGUUAAUGAACGUACACGUGCAUUAAUUGAAAAUAUUAAUUUAAAUGAAAAAUUUCAUCGUAUAAGUAUACGUACAAUAAGCCAACAUGGUUUAUCGCGUGAUCAAGAAUGUACAUUAUUAUUAACAAUACCCACUGUAAAUGGAAAUUUAAAUGAUUUAUCAUAUGCCCCAAGUGAUUUACGUGUGGAUAGAAUAAAUCAAACAUCAGCAGUUGUUUCAUGGUGGCCAGCAUCAAAUGAUAUUGUACAUAAAUUGUUUGUUAAUGACAUUGAAGUUCAAACACUUAAAGCUGGAGUUUAUCGUUUUAAAUUAUCUGGUUUAUUACCAAAUACAGUACAUAAAGUAACAAUUAAAGCUAAGCCAAAUAAUAUAACAAAUACACAACAACCAUUAGCAGCUUCAAUUGAAUUUUGUACAACAUCAUUUGAUGAAUCAAUCGAACCACCUAAGCGUGUACAAGCUAUAGCUGGUCCACAAUCGAAUACUUUACUUGUAUCAUGGGAACAACCUUCAUCAACAACAACAACAGCUCGUGGUUAUCGAGUUCUUGUCGAUGGACGACAAAUACAAGAUAUAAUUAAUUCAUUAAAUGAUCAUAUUGUAAUCAAUAUGAAUUCAUUACAUCAAGGAAGAUUUUUAACCGUUCGUACAUUAACAGAAAAUGAUGGUGAAUCACACGAUUCAAUUCCAAUAGAUCUUGAUGAAAUAUUAAAAAAAUUGGAUGUGGAUGUUCCAUCGACAACAGUAUCUGUUCUUCCAGAAGAAACAUUUGAUAAAGAAUCUAUACCACUUACUGCAUCUUCUUCAUUAACAUUAAGAACAACAUCAGAUGAAGAACUAACAAAUCCUGAACAACAACUACUUUCAACACCGCCUGCUAUCAUCGAAACUCAACAAAAGUCAUCUUCUCGUCCACAAGAAAUACCUUCUCCAUCCGCAGCUUCAAUUUCGUCAGUAAAACACCCUUCUACAAAUAUUUCACAAACAACAUCAAAUAUUUCACUACCACAACCACAAAUAAAAUCUACACCGACAAAUCCCGAUAAAAUCCGCCCAAUAACAAAAACUUCUACACGACCAAUAGGUAUACCACCAAUACAAUCUCCAUUAAAAUCUUCAUCAACAACAUCAUCAGUUAAUACUGAUGUACCACAAAUUGAAAUUAAUUCUCCAAGUCCAAAUAGUCCUGGAAUGACAACAACAACAGCAGCAGCAACAACAACAACAACAAUAAAUACAACAGUAAAAUCAAAAACUGAUAAUCGUGAUCAUCAUGAACAACCACAACAACGUUUUGGUUAUGAUAAUUAUAUAAAACAAUCUGAAGAUUCUACAUCACAUAUUAAAUCUAGUAAUAGUCCAAGAAAAACAUCAAAAACAUCAACAGCCAUAUCAUCAAUUAAACAACGUGAUCAUUCAGAUUCAAGACGAACAACAACAGCUACACCAAUGAAUGGUACUCCAAAUAUGAGUAAAACAAAAGUUUCAUCACCACGUCAUGCAUCAACAUCAUCUGAAGAACAACAUGUUAUACCACCAACUCCAAUGAAAACUGUUAAAUUAAAAGAACAAAUUCCAACACCAUCAGUUUCAUCAGUCAAUAGUCAUUUAUAUAAUAAAACAAAUAAUCCACCACGUUUAUUUAUUGCUUUAUUUGAUUAUGAUCCAAAUGCUAUGUCACCUAAUAAAGAUAAUGAAGAAGAAUUACCAUUCAAAGAAGGACAAUUAAUUCGAAUUUAUGGUGAUCAAGAUGCUGAUGGUUUUUAUGUAGGUCAAACAGAAAAUGGUCGUACAGGUUAUGUUCCCAGUAAUAUGGUAUCAGAAAUUCAACUAGACGAUGCUGAAAUUGAGGCACAUUUACUUGCGGGUACAAUAAAUUUAGAAAAUCCCAAUCGUGUGACAUCAGCAACAGUAACAGCAGCAGCACCAACAGCAGCACCACCACCACCAACAACAACAACAAAACGAAUAUCACCUGCAACAAAUUUAUCGAAUGUAAAAUCACCGAUACAAUCAGUAAAAAAAAUGAUUUCUAUGUUUGAUUAUAAUCCAAGUGAAAAUUCUCCAAAUAUUAAUCCUGAUGAAGAAUUAUCAUUUCGUUCGGGUGAAAUUAUUUAUGUACAUGGAAAUGUACAUGAUGAUGGGUUUUAUUUUGGUGAAUUAGAAAAUGGAACAAAAGGUCUUGUACCAUCAAAUUUUCUUAAAGAAGUAUCAUUAAUAAAUAUAGAUGAAAAUACUGUUCAACAAGAUAAUGAACAAAUGAUUACAAAUGAAAAUAAAAAAACAUCUUAUCGUCGGUAG